AUGGCUGGAUUACCUCAGUUUAGUGAAGAACAAUUGAAGUUAGUACGAGACAUAGAAAUAGAAAUGAUGACUGAUAUGUUUCAUCGUAUGACAGCAGCAUGUCAUAGAAAAUGUAUUCCACCUAAGUAUACUAGUUCAGAAUUAAGUAAAGGUGAAUCUGUAUGUCUUGAUCGUUGUAUUGCUAAAUACUUGGAUGUACAAGAACGUAUUGGAAAAAAAUUACAACAAAUUUCUUUGCAAGAAGGCAAAAUUGUAGAGCAACCAAAAUUAAGUUAAACAAAAUAAAAUAGUUUAUUAAGAGAGA
This is a messenger RNA of Apis cerana (Asiatic honeybee), 304 nucleotides long. RefSeq names its product translocase of inner membrane 10 (gene Tim10). The record is from RefSeq and is a predicted model, not a curated record. Lineage: Eukaryota; Metazoa; Arthropoda; Insecta; Hymenoptera; Apidae. Gene Ontology annotation, biological process: protein insertion into mitochondrial inner membrane. Gene Ontology annotation, cellular component: mitochondrial inner membrane.